GAACGGGAAUGGAGAAAGGAGCCGGCCGACCCCACCCACUCGCUCACGCACUCCAUGUCGUUGGCUGCCGCCACAUCUGAGCUCCGUGGGCCGAGGCACGCGCUCCCCCGUAAGCCGUUUCUCAUCAGUACUGGUCGCAACCGCCGCUCCCGGGAACCGACCACAUAUACUGUAGUACGUUGGUUACCAGUCCUCUUCUUCCCCGCGCAUGGCUGCCAGCGCAUCGCCAACACAAGAGUACAAGGCCGCGACAACCUCAGCGCGCGCGCAAACAUCGGCUCUGUUGCUCUUCCUUGACAGAUCGCCCCCGAGGAUCCCCAAUUCCCCAGCCGUCCUUCGCCCGCCGACACCAUGUCCAUUCCAGAGUCGCAUUAUCUGUCCCCCGUCUGGCGCGAUGGCCUCUUCAAGGACCGCGUGGUGUUUGUGACGGGAGGUGCUGGCACCAUUUGCAGCAUGCAAACAAGGGCCCUCGUUCGCCUGGGUGCCAACGCCUGCAUCAUCGGCCGCAGCGAGGGUAAGACUGAGGAGGCGGCCAGGGACAUCGCAAAGGUCCGGCCCGGCGCCAAGGUCAUUGGCAUUGGCGGUUGCGAUGUCCGCAAGAUGGAGAGCCUCCAGGCCGCCGCCGAUCGGUGCGCGCGCGAGCUAGGAUCCAUCGACUUCGUCAUCGCCGGAGCUGCCGGCAACUUCAUCGUGUCGCUCGACGGCAUGAGCUCCAACGCCUUCAAGUCCGUCAUGGACAUUGACGUGCUUGGAACCUUCAACACCAUCAAAGCCACCAUCCCACACCUGCUCAAGAGCUCGUCGCCCCGCAUCAUUUACGUCUCGGCAACGUUCCACUAUACGGGCAUGCCCCUGCAGGCCCACGUUUCGGCCGCCAAGGCGGCAGUCGACUCCCUCAUGGCCUCGGUGGCCCUCGAGUACGGGCCUCGUGGCGUUCAGAGCAACGUCAUUUCUCCGGGGGCCAUCGAAGAGACGGAGGGCACCGCCAGACUUGUGAGCUUGGACGAGACGGUUCUCGCGCGGUAUGCCGCAAAGAUCCCUUCGGGCCGCCUCGGCACGGUUCGCGACGUCGCCGACGCGACCGUCUUCCUCUUCUCCGAGGCUGGUACCUACAUCAAUGGCCAAGUGAUUCCUGUCGAUGGCGCCGCCUGGAGGAGGCAAGGUGCGUCGACCAUGGGCGGGGACAAGUCUAUGGAGUAUCCCAACUACCUUUUGUCCACGGAGCCCCCCAAGGGCAUCAAGGACACGAGGAAACACAAGCUGUGAUGCGGGGAGCGAAACCACAAGGGCAUGCAUGGCAGGAUCCUAGUGUGGGGCAAGGAGCGGAUUGUACUUCUUUUUAAUUGGAAAACGGCAGGCCAUUGCAUCUGGUCAAGUAAUGGCAGGCGAAGCUUUUUUUUUUGUUCUGCC
Messenger RNA from Purpureocillium takamizusanense, 1410 nucleotides. RefSeq names its product 2,4-dienoyl-CoA reductase ((2E)-enoyl-CoA-producing) (gene SPS19). The coding region runs from base 352 to 1266 and encodes 304 amino acids. The transcript is spliced from 4 exons. NCBI's taxonomy places the organism in Eukaryota, Fungi, Ascomycota, Sordariomycetes, Hypocreales, Ophiocordycipitaceae. The record is from RefSeq and is a predicted model, not a curated record. Gene Ontology annotation, molecular function: 2,4-dienoyl-CoA reductase (NADPH) activity. Gene Ontology annotation, biological process: fatty acid catabolic process.